Messenger RNA from Vigna unguiculata (cowpea), 1296 nucleotides. NCBI's taxonomy places the organism in Eukaryota, Viridiplantae, Streptophyta, Magnoliopsida, Fabales, Fabaceae. The record is from RefSeq and is a predicted model, not a curated record.
AUGAGUGAAGAUAGUGGUCCAAGUAAUCAUAACAAUGGUAGUGAUGAUAGUGAAGGGAGUGAAGGUGGUGAUGUGGGAGAGUUCAGUGAUAGUACUGAGAUUAUGUUCAGGCAUUCUUGUAGGACUACAUAUUUAUCGUUAUUGAAUAAGAACUUAAGUGAGGACCAAAAGCUUUGUAUUCAAAGAACACCAUUUUGGUGGUUCACUUUGUUGAAUGAUUCUGUUAAGAUAAGUAGAAAUGUUCUUGGCUUAGGAUUGAGGAUUGUCGGAGAUGUAGUGGAUUUGGAUGAAGUCGUUAUUGAAAGUGUAUGUAGGAACAUUUUUAGUCAGAAGAAGGUUACUGUUGGGGUGAUAUAUAACUAUCUUUUGAACCACUCGGAAUGUGUUGGAGUAGAUGAUUUUUGCAGGUUAUACAUCUUCAUAGGCAUAUCCGAGUUUUUUUUGCCUAAUAGAAAUGCAACCGUAUUCCCCAUACUGUUCAAGAUUGUUGAUGACUUGAAAAGUUUAUGCCAAUAUAACUGGGGUCGUGUAGUUUACGAGUACCUGGUUGGGAGUUUGUGUAAUGCUUCAUUGGUUUUGAAGAUGAAAAGACAUAGGAAACACUUUCAUGUUGUGGGUUGUGUUUAUUUAUUACAGCUUUGGUGUUUUGAUCACUUUCUAUUUGUGAAGAGAAAGGGUGCAGGCGGUGGCAAUGAAUUUCCAAGGUUGUUGCGUAGGAUGAAUAUUAAAGUGGGUGACGGUGCUUUAAAGAGUAGUUUGGAGAAGAAUGUGAUAGUUGUUGAUCUUUGUGUGUCAAAGCAAGAACUUCUUCAUGCAGUAGUUAGAGAAGCGUAUGAAGUGUUUGGUCAUGAAGUUGGUCGAAGUAACAGACAAACUGAAGGAGUAGAUUUAGGAACAAGGAAGGUUGAAGUUGAGGUUCUAAUUGAAAGGCAAGAACGUGAAAUAGGUGAACUUCGCCAAUCUUUAUCCCUUUUAGAAGGAGUUUUUCAUGAGAGGAAGACGGAAAGAACCAAGGAGUGCGAUUCUGUUACUCCUUCUACCAAUGUUCACAACGAAAGAGGUAAAACAUUUGAAGACCAAUUUUAUAGCCAAGGUGGACAUCAAUCACAUGAAGCAUGGAGCCCAUUGCAGACUACUGUUAAGCGCAAUGUUGGUGUCAAAGUCGGAGAAGUUAAUGUGGACACCCCAGAUGGAAGUGAUGAAGAGUUGUCAAAACAUGUGAGCCGUGUAGAGGAACCAAAUCCACCACAAAGUAAUAUGUAUGACAGAAUGAAGCUUCAUCGGCAGGUGUUGUAA